This is a messenger RNA of Emiliania huxleyi CCMP1516, 825 nucleotides long. RefSeq lists its product as hypothetical. Gene Ontology annotation, molecular function: dynein heavy chain binding. NCBI's taxonomy places the organism in Eukaryota, Haptophyta, Isochrysidales, Noelaerhabdaceae. The transcript has 6 exons. Bases 1 to 825 code for a protein of 274 amino acids. Gene Ontology annotation, cellular component: axoneme. The record is from RefSeq and is a predicted model, not a curated record.
AUGGGGAUCCCGCCGCCGCCGUCGGGCGGUGGAGCCGCCCAUGCAUCACUGAUCAAGUACGACACCCCCUCUCUGCUCACGACUCGCGAUGCCAAGCCCGCCAAGUUUGCAAAGGCCGGAUCCGGCAAGAAGCUUCCGCCGGUCGAGUCAAAGAUGCCGCAGACUGAGGAUAUCCUCAACGCGAUCCUGCCGCCGCGCGAGUGGACGGAUGAGGGCAAGCUCUGGGUGCAGUACGUCUCGCCCACGCCCGCGACCCGCCUCGACGUCAUCAACACGCAGGAGACAUUGGACCAGCGGCUACUCGCGCGCCAGGCGCGUGAGACUGGCAUCUGCCCCGUGAGGGAAGAGCUCUACGGGCAGUGCUUUGACGAGCUGAUCCGGCAAGUGACUGUCAACUGCGCGGAGCGCGGCCUGCUGCUGCUGCGCGUGCGAGACGAGAUCCGCAUGACGAUCGCUGCCUAUCAGACGCUGUACGAGUCGUCAAUCGCCUUUGGGAUGCGCAAGGCACCUCAUUGCAGAGAAGCGGGCCCGCGAUCGGCGUUGCAGGCGGAGCAGGGCAAAGCGGACCUGGAGGCGCGCGUCGAGCAGUUGGAGGAGGAGAAGCGGGGACUCGAGGAGCAGGCGUGCCUUUGGACAGAGAGUCCGAGGGGGCGGUUCGCUGGCUUGUGUGACUCUCAUGCCAAGGCGGAGGCGAUCGAGAAGCGGGAGGGCGAGAAGCGGGCCCAGAAGGAGGCCAAGCACGCCGAGGAGGUCGCUUACCUCAAAAAGACAAACGCGCAGCUGAAAAAGGAGCUGGAGGCGUUCCUGGCGCCGACGAAAAAGUAG